Molecule: messenger RNA, 1276 nt
Organism: Aspergillus sclerotioniger CBS 115572
Lineage: Eukaryota; Fungi; Ascomycota; Eurotiomycetes; Eurotiales; Aspergillaceae
Product: putative NAD binding Rossmann fold oxidoreductase
Exons: 2
Coding region: 161-1228 (355 amino acids)
Biological process (GO): NADPH regeneration
Cellular component (GO): cytoplasm
Molecular function (GO): oxidoreductase activity; nucleotide binding
Source: RefSeq, a predicted model, not a curated record
CUCUUGCUGGGGUCGUCGCACCGGUUAAAUUCCUCGUCCUCGCUGUGUUCCAUUGCUCAAUCGUCUCAAUUCUACUCUCAUCCUCCUCAGGUGAUUACACAAAGCCCUCCCUCAACCCAAUUCUUCCCCUGCUCCCUCAAUACAAUCCUCUAUCAUCACAAUGUCUGCCAGAAAGCUGAAGAUUGGCUGUGCCGGUCUGGGCCGCAUGGGCAAGCGUCACGCCCUCAACUUCUUGCAACGUACUCCCCGCGCGGACCUGGUUGCCGUCAGCACCCCAGAUGACACCGAGCUGGAAUGGGGCAAGGUGCACCUUGCUCCUUACGGAGUGAAGCUAUACAAGAACUAUGACGACAUGCUGAGGCAUGAAGGCUUAGAGGCCGUCGUGGUUGCGUCCGCAACAGCCGUGCAUGCUGAACAGGCCAUCAAGGCCAUUGAGGCCGGCAAGAACGUUCUCUGUGAGAAGCCUCUGUCAACCAGUGUCGAAAUUUCCCAAACCGUCCUCGACGCAGCUUCCAAGAACUCCCACCUGAAAGUCAUGUGCGGUUUCUCCCGCCGCUUCGAUGCCUCCUACCGUGAUGCGUACACCAAGAUGUCUGCCGGUUCAAUUGGUGCCCCCGCCGUCAUGCGUAGUCAGACCUGCGACAAGCUCGACCCGACGGGAUUCUUCGUCGCCUACGCCGAGUUCUCCGGAGGUAUCUUUGUGGACUGCUCCAUCCACGAUAUCGAUCUGGCCCUGUGGUUCUUCGGACAAGACAGCAAGGUCAAGUCCGUGUCCGCGGUGGGUAUCACAGCCGUUGAGCCCGAUCUGCGCAAGCACAAUGACCGGGACAACGCCGUCGGCCUGGUCGAGUUCUACAACGGCAAGAUCGCCUACUUCUACGCCUCGCGCAUGAUGGCCGCUGGCCAGGAAGACACCACCGAGAUCAUCGGUACCAAGGGCAAGCUGGCAGUAAACACCCAGCCCGCUCUGAACCUGGUCAACAUCUUCGACGAGAACGGAGUCCGUCGCGAGAUUCCCCAGCACUACUACGAUCGCUUCGAAUAUGCCUUCGUCACCGAGGCAAACGAGUUCACGGCCUGCUGUCUCGAGAACACCCCUGUCCCCCUGAAGCUCGAGGGUGCGGUCCAGGCAGUCCGCAUCGGCAGCGCCCUUCAAGAAUCCCUGAUCACCGGCGAGAAGAUCUUCUUCGACGAGGCUGGCGAGCGGAUUCCCAAGUCAAGACUUUAGAGAUGAUAGACCACGAUAGAUCCAUGUUACGACUAGUCCAUGUUAAUG